CAUCGUAAAAAUGAAAACAUACCGGACUCAUUUUCAAAAGAAGUAUAAACCAAAAUGAUGGUUUGAAUGAUGUCAGUGAGCAUGCAUGAGCUCUGCUAUUUUUCCCCUGCUGAAUUAACCAUCGUAUGAAAAACACACAUUAGCACACUUCGCCACAUCAAAGGGCCAUUCCAGUUCCAGCAGAUCUCAGGAGAGAUCUCAGAAAGAAAGGGAAAAGAAACAAGGAAGAACGGUCUCCAAAAACAAAAACGCCGGAUUUGGAAAAAGAACAUGCGAGGGGCUUCCUAGCCCUGUGUGGUCCCCCAACGUGAACAUGAGCCUAUGGGCUGUCUGGGGCCUGGGCUUGCAACACACCCUGGGUUUAAAAAGCAGGGGCUGGAGGUUAGUGGAGACACUCCUUUUCAGCGCCGAGGUGUGCUGAGGUCGCUCCUUUCUUCCUGGCUCAGGAUGUGUUUGGUUUAUAGCCGGCUCCCUGGCGUGUUGCUCCUGUUGGCCCACCUCCUCCUGAGCACAAGCUGCAGCCUGGAGGCCGUGGCCGAAUGGGAAAAAGAACCUUCCUAUUGGAACGAACAGGCCAAGAGGACGCUGGAAGCUGCCCUUGCAUUGCCACAGAGGGCGUAUCGUGCCAAAAACAUCAUCCUCUUCCUUGGUGACGGAAUGGGUGUGUCUACGGUCUCAGCCGCUCGGAUUCUGCGAGGUCAGAUGAGAGGAAAAUCGGGAGAGGAGACUGUUUUGGCCAUGGACUCAUUUCCAUACGUCGCCCUUUCCAAGACCUAUAGUGUUGACAAACAGGUGGCAGACAGUGCAAGCACAGCUACUGCGUAUCACUGUGGUGUGAAGGCCAAUGGCAAAACAGUGGGUUUGAGCGCUAAAGCAGUAGCCUAUGAGUGUAACACCACAUUUGGCAAUGAGGUUUUCUCAGUACUACAUCGCGCCAAAGCACAAGGAAAGUCUGUUGGUAUUGUGACCACCACACGAGUUCAGCAUGCAUCACCCGCUGCGGCCUAUGCCCACUCAGUGAGUCGCAGUUGGUACAGCGAUGCUGAUAUGCCCUCCAGUGCCAGACGCCAGGGAUGCACAGACAUUGCCACACAGUUGGUGAACAACACAGACAUUGAUGUCAUUCUUGGAGGUGGCCGUAUAUACAUGACACCCAAAGGUACUCCGGAUCCAGAAUACCCCUCUUCAUCGUCUCGUAAAGGAGAUCGCAAAGACAAAAAGAAUCUAAUCGAUGUCUGGCUAAAUGCUCGUAAGGGAAAGAAUGCCCAGUACGUCUGGAACAAAGAGCAGUUAAAUUCAGUGAAUGUUAAAACGACAGACUGUCUGAUGGGUCUCUUUGAACCAAAAGACAUGAGAUUUGAGGUCUUCAGGAAUCGCACCCGUGACCCCUCCAUUGUUGACAUGACAGAAAAAGCUAUUCAGAUCCUCAGCAAGAAUCCUAAAGGUUUUUUCCUCUUUGUGGAAGGAGGUAGAAUUGACCACGGACACCAUGAUGGGAUUGCCAAGCUUGCCCUGACUGAAACUGUGAUGUUUGAUCGGGCGAUCCAGAGGGCAUCUGAGCUAACCAGUGAGUCAGACACGCUUACUGUUGUCACCGCAGAUCAUUCCCACGUCUUCACUUUUGGUGGAAAUACCCCCCGAGGAAACCCAAUUUUUGGUCUGGCACCCAAGAACGGUGAUGAUAAUCUUCCAUUUACUAGUAUAUUGUAUGCUAAUGGACCAGGAUACGUUCAUGUAAACGGAACAAGAGGAAAUGUUUCAGCUGUAGAUUAUCUGGAUGAGGAAUACAUGCAACAAGCUGCCGUUCCUUUAGAAUCAGAAACUCAUGGAGGGGAAGACGUGGCUAUCUAUGCCAAGGGUCCAAUGGCUCAUCUAUUCCAUGGAGUCAAAGAACAAAACUAUGUGGCCCACGCCAUGGCCUACGCCGCAUGUCUGGAGCCAUACACUAACUGCCCACCACAGCCACACAGUCAACUCUCUGAUGGCUGUAACAAUUCUCUUUCUCUCUCUGUUUUCUCAAUAACUGCCAUAUUUUGGCUUGUCAUGAGAUGACAGACUCAACUAUAUUAGUGGUUAUGGUCCCAAUGUUUUGGAAGUGGUUUUAAAGUUUUCCUUUAGCCCAGAUACAAAAAUCAUGGGUUGGAGUCCCAGGGAACUUAUAAAGAGAAGUAUGCAUACUGUAUCAUAAAAAGUAUACUUUGAAUGCACUGUACGUCGCUGGAUAAAAAUGUCAUGUGCAUAAAGUAUAUUGUUUACAAUGUCUGCAGUGCUGUGUGUAUAAAUGUAAAUUGUAUUCCUCACAAAUGUGUUUUAUAACAAGAUAUUUUUGUAUAUAUUGUGUAACGAAAAGACACUUUUGCACUGGGCAGUUAUACACGCAAGACCAAUAAAAACAUUAAUCAUG
Molecule: messenger RNA, 2404 nt
Organism: Misgurnus anguillicaudatus (oriental weatherfish)
Lineage: Eukaryota; Metazoa; Chordata; Actinopteri; Cypriniformes; Cobitidae
Gene: alpi.1
Product: alkaline phosphatase, intestinal, tandem duplicate 1
Biological process (GO): dephosphorylation
Cellular component (GO): plasma membrane
Molecular function (GO): alkaline phosphatase activity
Source: RefSeq, a predicted model, not a curated record